AUGCUGCGAGCCGCAUUCACGCGCUCGCUUUCGACGACGUCGUCCCUGGCAGCGACGUCAUCUGCGGCGACUUCUGCUUCGUCGACGUCUUCAGCUCCGCCGCCGUCUUCCGACGUCGGCGAUUUGUCCGUCCGACGAAUCAGCAAAGCCCUCGAAACUUACCUCCGCAACAGCAAAAAGAACGUUGCGAUGAUGGAGAGGCAUAGGUUGGUUUAAGCUUGAAAAAUAUAGAAUAGCGGGUUUUUGAAAUAUUUUCAAUAAAACACAAUUUAAUUGUUGAAAAUUGCCUUUUUCAGGGUGGAAUUCGAAACUGGAAGAAGGCAUUUAGCCUCGAUGAUGGGAAUCAGUGUUCAUGAACUCAAUCAAGAGGCGAUCGAUCGGUUUGUUCUGAAUAUUAGAUUUGCUGUGAUUUUUGAAUUUUUGUUUGCAGGGAAAAAUGAGAACUCUAGAGUUUCCAUUUCAAAGGGUUUUUAUCGAAAUCAUGUUUGAUUCUUGCUUUUUUUAAAUUUAUCAGAAUGAGCUAGAGGAUUUUUUUCUUAAAGAAAAAUAUGGAUCUUUAGCCGUAAAGAAAAAAACACGGAAAAAAAUUCGAAUUUUUCUCAAAUUUUUUUAGUUUUUUUCUUUGUUGAUAGCUAUCAUCAGCGAAAAACGUGUUCAAUUUCCUUCUAUAAAUUGAAUUUUACAGAGCGAUCGAAUAUUUAUUCCCAUCCGGACUUUCGGAUCCUAAAGCAAAGCCUGUGAUGCGACCGCCGGACGAGAUUUUGCCCAGGUUUUUUUUAGAUUUCAUUUUUUUAUUUAGAAAAAUCUAGUUUAUUUAUUUUUUUCAUGGGAUGAAGCGAGGCUAUGCGAUAAAAUAGGUAUUUUGACCUUAAAAUUGACCUUGGAAAUGGUUUUUGAGCUUAAUUUAAUAUUUUACAGAAUCUUCUUGCUGACUAUCGUUAGAGUGGGGAUAAGAAAAAAAGAAAAAGACAUUUUUCAUCUGAAAGUUGGCUUAAGAAACUAUUUUUUUCCAAAUAAUCAUGUCAACUAGCGGUAAUUGAACGAGGUUUCAAUCUAAAAAUGGUCUGAGAAAUCAAUUUUUAUUUGACUUUUCAACAUAAAAAGAUGACAAAUUUCAGGUUCCAAAGGUUCACUUUCGACGACGAAGGCAGGCCGGAAGGGUCUCGUUUUUUCACGCUCAGCCCAAAGGUUUAUGGACUUUUAUCGGUGAGUUCCAUCAUUUUCUUCAUUUGUUCUCCCUGUGUUUGAUGAAUAAAGUCGUUUUUUUCUUGUUCAAAUAAUUUCUCUUUGUUUUUAAAAAUUGUAAUUCAGGACAUUGGAAUCAAAACCAACGCCGUCAUGAAGUUCUACGAUCAAAAAUUUCGGCAACAAAUCGACGAAUAAGAGCGAUUUGGAGCCCGUGUAAGAGUUUCUACAUAGGAUUUUUGGUUUUUUGAUGUGAUGCAUAUAAAUUUGAUGGAUUUUGAAAUUUCAAAGCAAAUUGUGUUUUUACGGAAAUUAAAGAAUAGGUUUCAAAGUUUUGAAAGGCCAAAUUCUCUAGUAGAAAGCUUAUUUUUCAUGAAAAAUUUCAUUAAAGUUCAUAGGAUAUGCUUCAGUUGUUGAGUAAUCACAUCGUUUUGUGUUUAAGAUUUAAAUUUUAGAAUUUUAAUGGAUAAACUGAAUGAGCAAGUUUUUUUAUUUGAAACUCCUGGAUUUUUGGUUCAAAUCUUCAAUUUUACCUUAUUAAAUUCUACAAAAAUCAACUGUUAUAGGCAUUUUUGAAGCUUUAAAAAAAUCACAGUCACAAAAAUUCUUUUUUUGAAUUUGAAUACUUUGAGAACUUUUUUUCAUAGAUAAAAAGAAAAAUUGAAUUUGAAAAAGUGGUAGUUUUUUUGCAGGAACUUGAGCGGUUCUCAGUGGAUGAGUGCGGAGAAAUUGAAAAAGAAGCUCGGGGAACGCGUUUCGCCUCAAAUGGUGGGAUCUUUAUAUCGAAAUAUUAUUUCAGAAUGGUGAAAAUGUUCAUUUUCAGUACGGCCAGCUUCUGAUUGCUUUCGACCAUUUGGCGUCUCAGCCGGCUUCUUCGAUCGAAUCGAAAUUCAUAAUGGAAUAUAGGUUUUGUUUUGAAUAUUGGCUUACUUCAGUCACUUCAAGCUUUGAUAAUUUUGUUAUUUAUUUUUUUCAUUUUUUGAAUUUUUCCAGAGAGCCUUUGGCCGCCUCAACCGGUUCUAAGCUAUUCGGUCCAGCUGUACCUGAAGUUCAAACUGAUUUCGAGAAAAAAACCGCCGAUUCGCCACUGUCAGGUUGGUAAAUGCGGAUAUUCGAUAUGCUUCAAAUUUGAAGAGAAAACCACUAAAAAUAAAGUAAAUUUUUGUAGUGAAUUUUGUAGUAUUCUAUUUUUGUAUAUUUAUAUGAACUUUCAUUCAUUGAAACUUGGAAUAAGAAAAAAGUCUACUUCAAUUUUUCAGAACCCAUUGCAAGGACACUCGUACGAACGUCACGGUUUAUGACGCUGGAAAAGGAAAAUUCGAAAUUGAUGGCCUUGCUUUGUAUGACUUCCGACAUCUUCAGGCAAGGUUUGUCGUUGAAAAAAUGUCUUCUUCUAUUUUAAAAGUUUAUGACAUUUUGAAGAAGAAUUUUUUCGAUUUUUCGACUUUUGAGAAAAUUUUUCAAAUGAUAUAAUAUUUUUUCCUUUUUAAAAUUUUUUUUUUCUAAAAUUUAUUUCAAAAAACAUCAUUUUAUCGGAUUUUUUUAGUGGAUGUAAGGGUUUCUAAUAGUAAAAAAAUGAUUUUUAAAAAAAUGAAAGAAUAAUUUUUUUUCACAUUGAUACAAUUGAGAUGAAGAAUAUAAAAAAAUUUUUCAUGUUCUCAGAUAUUUUUUUCAAUGAUUUUGGGCUAGUAAAGGUUUGAUAUUGUUCAAAAUAAAAAUUUUCAACUUAAUAAAAAUGCUGAUAAAAAUGAAAAAAGGAAAACUUUACAUUUGAAAAAAAAAAUUAUUCGAUGCAGAGAAAUCCUGCUGGCCCCACUGAUCGUAGCGAAUUUGCUGGGACGAGUUGACGUCGUGGCGACUUCCGAAUGCAUUUCUACGACACUUCCCGAAGCGCCUAAUAAGACACAAGUGUUAGUUUCGAAAUGAGAAAUGUUUGGGAGAAACUGACUUUUUUGAUUUUAGCUUCAUGUUUAGUAUUGCAACCUGAAAGAAAAGCUGAAAGGAAUGUUUCCUGUACUAUCUUGAGAAUUAGUCAAUUUUUUUGGAUUGUAGAAUAUUUUUUUGGAAAAAAAUCAGCCUGGUAGUGGCAUAUUUUUUUUAACUCUUUAGAAGUUGAAGACUUUCAAUCAAUCAAAUUUUUUUCUAUCAAAGUGUUUUUAUUUUUUUCACACACAAGUAUUAAAAAUUCACGAAAUAGAUGUAGGGAGAACUUUUUUUAAAUUAUUUUUUUGAAAUUGUGUUUCAGAAAAAGACGCUAGUUUUAUAGACAUGCGGGGUUGACCAUGAGCCCAUUCUUCAUAAUACUAUUUAUAAAUUCAUAAAUCUGACCAUAAAUUUCACCAAAAACCUGACAAAAUAUUUCGAUUUUCUCUGCAGUGAACGUCUUCCCGGCCAAAGCAGUCUUCCACGGGCGGUCCGUCAUGGCGUCGCCCUCUGCCUUGCGGCUCUUCAUCCCGAAUCGUUCGAAUCGCUCAGAUUAUGUUCGUUUUUUCAAUGCUCUCUUUCCCAGUUCAUCAAAAAAUUAAGUUUUCUUCACAUCUUUACGGAACGUCCUGAUAGAUCUUUCCGAGUUUUCUUCCUGCGAUUUCUCUGUUCUCAUGUCUUUUUUUUUUGCAUUAAGCUUAAGUUUAAAAAAAAAGAUUCUUCUUCUUCUUCUUCCUACGCCUUUGUAACGCUUGAGCGGCGUCGGCGCCCCAAGUCGAUUAGCCGAGGUCCUAUCCUGAUAUCAGUGGACUGGCUCGUGUGACAUAUCCGUCCUUGUGUGUGACGGCUGGGGAUUAUGAAGCCGUGGUUCCCCACUACCAAUAUUCCUUAAACCCCUUGGUUGGGUCGGGGCGGGGAUCGAACUUGUGAACCUGUGGACCGUAGAUACAUCUUGCUGCGCUAUGGCGCGCCCCAACGGGAAAAAAAAGAUUAUUUUCAUAAUUUCAGCCGGUCUUUUAACCUUGGAUCCAAGGAAGAAGGAGCGUAGUAAGGUCAACCAGCCCGGAGCCCGUGCUAAAUGGAUCUGGUCAGUUUCUAAAAUAGCGAAAUUUAAUUUUUCAUGAGGAGAAAUCUUAGAGAAAGUCACACAAAGAUUUGAAAAAAAUAAAAAAAUAAAAAGCUUUUUCCAGAAAUUUCAAAGCAAGUUGAACUUUCAGAAACUGAAAAAAAUUCCUUUUUUUAUAAUGAUUUUUUUCGUAAAAAUUAGUGUCUUCAGAGUUUUUUUUAAAUAGGCUUUGAACUUUUUGAUAAGCUUUCUAGUUAGAAAGGAGUCCACCAAAUUGAAAAAAAUGCUCAUUAUUAAGAUUGAAUGAGACUUUACCUGAAGUUUCAUGUUCAAAAUUUUUUUUUUCCAGGAAACGACGUUAA
Molecule: messenger RNA, 4536 nt
Organism: Caenorhabditis auriculariae
Lineage: Eukaryota; Metazoa; Nematoda; Chromadorea; Rhabditida; Rhabditidae
Source: the annotation of a GenBank genome assembly